AUGCCGUGUUCACCGGCACGAGAACCCAAACGCUUCUGUUUUGUUCAGCCGGGAACAGCCCCAGACCGCGAUGACGCAGCACAUAUCCUUGACUCUUUCCACAAGUGUAAUGAUGGCGGUACAGUCGUGCUCGAUCAAUCUUACCUUAUAGGUUCACCUCUUGAUCUGACCUUUCUCAAACACAUUGACGUCGUCAUCACCGGCGAAAUACACUUCGACGCCAGUGACGUCUACUGUUGGGCGGAGAAUAGUUUCAAGUACGACUUUCAGAAUCAGUCUGUAUACUGGAAAUGGGGUGGUGAGGAUGUGAAUAUUUACGGCGACCUGAGCAGGGAGAAGAGCGUUAUCGAUGGACAUGGUCAACCUUAUUGGGAGGAGAUUCAGACCAACAAAAGUUUGCGGCGACCUAUGUUGUUUGCCUUUGAUGGGAUGGAGGGCGCCACCAUGUCAAAUCUGCGCAUGCGAAAUUCACCACAUUGGUUCAACAUCAUCGCAAACAGUAGCGACAUCCUCAUCAGUAACAUGGAUCUGCGAGCAGAGAGUUUGAACGACGUCGAGAUCGCAAACUCCGAUGGCUGGGAUACUUACCGCUCAGAUCGCGUCGUCAUCCAAGACUCAUACAUAAUCAACACUGAUGACUGCGUUUCGUUCAAACCCAACAGCACCAACGUUGUCAUCCAAGGCCUAGACUGCACGGGUUCCCACGGGAUGAGUGUAGGCUCUCUGGGACAAUACGCCAACGAGACCGAUAUUGUCGAGAACCUUUACAUCUACAACGUCUCUCUCACAAAUGCUAGCGACAGCGCCCGUAUCAAAGUGUGGCCCGGUAUUCAAACAAGCUUCCAGACGCUGCUGAACGGCGGCGGCGGUCUUGGACGCGUUAGGAAUGUUACAUAUGACACGUUUCGUGUUGAUAACAACGAUCGCGCGAUUACCAUCACGCAGUGCUAUGGGCAGAAGAACCAAACGCUGUGUUCAGAACAUCCGGCAAAUUUAACCAUCUCCGAUAUUACUAUCAAGAACAUGUAUGGAACUACAUCCGGUAAAGAAGAUCCCGAAGCAGGUACCUUGGUUUGCAGCGCGCCGGAUCGAUGCAGUAGCAUACGUGCCGAGAACAUCACCGUCCAAGUACCUAGUCGAGAGCCGCCGGUUUACGAAUGCAGAAACGUCGAUCCGAGCCUGCUGGAUAUCAGUUGCAUGGCGACCAACGAGACGGAAAGGGACACCACGCAGGGCUGA
This is a messenger RNA of Alternaria postmessia, 1239 nucleotides long. RefSeq lists its product as uncharacterized. Gene Ontology annotation, biological process: carbohydrate metabolic process. The transcript has 7 exons. The record is from RefSeq and is a predicted model, not a curated record. Lineage: Eukaryota; Fungi; Ascomycota; Dothideomycetes; Pleosporales; Pleosporaceae. The coding region runs from base 1 to 1239 and encodes 412 amino acids. Gene Ontology annotation, molecular function: polygalacturonase activity.